This is a messenger RNA of Oldenlandia corymbosa var. corymbosa, 1335 nucleotides long. The record is from the annotation of a GenBank genome assembly. Lineage: Eukaryota; Viridiplantae; Streptophyta; Magnoliopsida; Gentianales; Rubiaceae.
AUGGCUAGAUCUAGAGCUGUUGCUGAUGAAACUGCUAAGGAAUCACAAGGAGAUGCAAAUUCCAGUCAUCUUGAAACCCUAGAUUCAAGAGUCUCUGAGAUUGGCUUGAAGUUCGAUCAAUUGAUUGCUCUGAUGACAGAGCGUGAAGUGGAGAGUCGUCGGGUAGCCACAGAGCGAGAUGCAAGGUUAGACAAGCUCAUCGACAUGUUUGCAGCACAACAAGUUCGAAAUUCAGAAAAGGCUCCGGUUACAGGAGCAUCUCCGGUGACAGACCGUUCUCCUCCGGAGUCACCAGCAGUGGAUAGACCUCCAUUCACUCCUAUUGGAACUGAUACUCCUCGAGCUUCCUUCAAAUCGGCGCUAGAAAAGGGAAAUCGUCGUACUCCAACCGAUUCAGGGCAAGUGGACAAGGAGAACAGUCCAAUUGCAGGGAACUCAGGCAACUCUGGGCGAAAUAAUCUUCCUCCGGAGCUGAUAGUUGCUGGUGGAACGCAGGGCAACAGUGGCUUGGGAAAUCCGGCUCGAAAUGGUCAGCAAGGAAAGGGAGUUGUUGCCCCAAUGUGUGGGCUAAAGGAAGAGAUUAAGUCUAUGGUUAGAAUGUGGAACCCUAAAACCUUAGACGUUGCUUUUGAUGUUGCCAUUUGCCAAGAAAGAAAUUUAGCAGCUUGGUUUAGUAUUGGUUUAAUAGAUACGGGACAGUCUGGUUCUGUUCUGGUGCCUCCUGAUCAAAAUAAGGAUCAGACUAAGACUUUGUUGCACCCUGUUAGCAGUGGGGACUGAAAGCUACAGAUCCGCCACUUUUCUGGAACGGAGGCUACAUCAUAAAAUCAUUUCCGCUUUCUUUUUCAAUGAAAACUCGGCGGUUUGAGGCGCCGGGCAGAAUCGGAUCCUCGUGUUCACUCCAACCAUGUUGAUGGUUAUCGGCCCACGCCAGAUCUAAGUCUCCAGAACCAGCAAAAAAGAUCCUGCUCCGAAGCCAAAAGCAUCCCUUCUCCAAAAACACAAGUUCUGGUUUCGGUGACCGCUACCAUAUUUGGAAACCCACUUCGACGAAGAACACUGCCGCCGCCGUUUGCACCGACGAAACUGAUGUUGACGAUUUAUGUUCCACCGUUGAGAUCUGCCGCUGCUCUGCCGAUUCAAAAAUCUACCGCUGACGUUGCCCUCUACCGAUUUCACAAGAUCUGUUGUUGCUCCUGAUUCCUCCCUGAUAAGAAGCUGCUCCUCAAAAGACUAGCUGUUGUCCGCCGCCUAAGCCCUCUGCCGAUUCCACAAACACUAGAUCUGUUCCUUCCAGCCAGAUCUGGUUCUUUCGGUCCAGUCACAUAAAAUGGG